Ostertagia ostertagi is the source of this 759-nucleotide messenger RNA. The record is from the annotation of a GenBank genome assembly. NCBI's taxonomy places the organism in Eukaryota, Metazoa, Nematoda, Chromadorea, Rhabditida, Trichostrongylidae.
AUGGGCUCGCUACCACCUGCUUUGCUUGCCCGUCUUCAGAAGCGUGGAAUAGUUAAAGCUACAAACGAGGAGGUUAUCGCUGAAAGUUAUGAUUCUGCGGACGCAAAAGAGAAAAAAUCGACUGAGACAAGUUUUUCUGGUGCUCCUGGAUGCCCAAACAAAUACAACCCCUAUCAUUUGUGCACAGAGUACUGCUAUGACCACUGGAGAGAAGGCACACCAGAGAGCAGGCUCUCGGAAACAUACCUGCGAAAAAGACGACGGAUGCUUGCCAAGUUCCCACUUCCAGAGCCGUGGGUUGAGGUGUAUGAUGCGGGAAUUGCUAGGCAUUACUAUUGGAAUCAAGACACCGACGAGGUUUGCUGGGUUUCGCCUCGCCAUCCUAUAGCAGUCAUUGGCGAGGCUGCUCCCCGCCUGGCCAGGGAACUGAAAGAACGAAUGGAGGGUGCUUCUACGGCAGAAGCUCAGGAGAAGAAAUCUGAAGGGAAACCAUUGAAGUCGGCUCUUGCGAAGAAGAAGAGGCGAAAUUCUGAUGACUCAGACGGCAAUGAGAGAGAUGACAGUGACGAAGACACUUCGAAGCUUGAGGAAAUGAACGAAAGGGACAAGCUCAUGGAAAGUGGUCCUUCUGGGCUUCAUGCGCAUGACAGAACCGGUGCCGAUGUGACAGCGGGUGGUCCACUUUUCCAACAACGACCUUACCCCCCACUGGGCCCUUCUACUAAGGCUGCACGAAGAAAGAAGGACGAAGAUGACUAA